AUGCUGCUGCUGCUGCCUCUGAUUUACUCCGGCCUCCUGCUUAGCUUGUCGCUGGUGGCCGCCAACAACGAUGAUGGCUGCAACGAGGUGGUCUGCGGCUCGGUGGUGUCCAAGUGCCUGCUCACGCAGAGCUGUCAGUGCAAGCUGAACGACUGCCAUUGCUGCAAGGACUGUCUGAACUGCCUGGGGGAGCUGUACACGGAGUGCUGUGGAUGCCUGGACAUGUGCCCCAAGCACACCGAUGCCCUGCCCUCGCUGACACCCCGCUCGGAGAUCGGCGAUGUUGAUGGCGUGCCCGAGCUGUUCGACACCCUCACCGCCGAGGACGAUGACCAGUGGUCGACCAUGCGGUUCCCCAUGCGCGCCGGCAUCAAGCACCGCCUGGAGGGCACCGACAAUGGACUGGGUGACCGACCCAAGCCCGGGGCCACCAUCAACUGCACCGUCAUCUAUGUGAACUCUUGCAUUCGGUCGAACAAAUGCAAGCAGCAGUGCGAGAGCAUGGGUGCGAAUAGCUAUCGUUGGUUCCACGAUGGGUGCUGCGAGUGCGUGGGCGCCAAUUGCCUCAAUUAUGGCAUCAACGAGAGUCGCUGCACGGCCUGCCCUGAGGACCAGGAUCUGCUCACCUCCGAUGCCAUCCAUGCCGAAACCGAACAGGAUCUGGAGCGCAUUUUCGGCGUCGAGGACGAUGCAUUUGCCGAUGACAUGUGGGACGACUAUGGCGAUGAUGAUGACCAGAUCAAUUGAUGUUUACAUAAUUAUUAUUUAUUCUGAUUUGCAGACACCCUAACAAACUCAUUUUUCCUCAGAACUAAAAAAAA
Messenger RNA from Drosophila persimilis, 821 nucleotides. Its product is annotated as protein twisted gastrulation. Gene Ontology annotation, biological process: regulation of BMP signaling pathway. The coding region runs from base 1 to 747 and encodes 248 amino acids. The transcript has a single exon. NCBI's taxonomy places the organism in Eukaryota, Metazoa, Arthropoda, Insecta, Diptera, Drosophilidae. The record is from RefSeq and is a predicted model, not a curated record.